AUGUGCCCCAGUGAGAUGGGAAUGCUGUGGCACCUUUGGUCCCCCGUGCUCAUCAGCCUGACCGCCCUUUUCUCCAAAGUGACGGAAGGCCGAGGGAUCCUGGAAAGCACCCAGAGGUUCUCGCUGCUGCCCACCUAUCUGCCCGUGACCUACCACAUCCACCACGCGGACGUCUCCUUCUUCCUGAAGGAGGCCAACCAGGACAUCAUGCGCAACUCCAGCCUGCAGUCCCGGGUGGAAUCCUUCCUCGUCUACAAAUCCAAGGGGCUGCCGGUGCUCAACGCCAGCUACGGGCCCUUCUCCAUGGAGCAGGUGGUGCCCCAGGACCUGCUGCUGCCCUCCAACCCCUUCGGGUUCACCAGCAAGUUCUCCCUUAACUGGAAACUGAAGUCCUAUAUCCUGCGGGACAAGAUCUACCUGAGCCGGCCCAAGGUGCAAAUCCUCUUCUACAUUGUGGGCAGAGACUGGGAUGACCAUCGGGCGGCCGAGAGGCUGCCCUGCCUACGGGUCUUCGCUUUCCGGGAGACCCGGGAGGUGAGGGGCAGCUGCCAGCUAGGCGGGGACCUGGGGCUGUGCGUGGCCGAGCUGGAGCUCCCGGCCAGCUGGUUCAGCCCCCCUACGGUGGUGGGGAGGCGGAAGCCCGCGGAGCAGCCCGAGGGGAGUCCUGUGGAGCUCUACUACACCGUGCAGCCAGGGGGCGACCGAGGGGACUGCACCCGAGAGGAUUCCAGGAACAGCAAUGGCGCUCGGACUGGCCACAGUGACAUGGACGAGUCUGCGCCCCCCUUGCACAGGAUUGGGAGUGUCUUCCUCUACCAGACCCACAGCUCCCCGGCCCUGAGGGAGCUGCGUUUGGACAGCAAUGUGGCCGUUCACUACGUCCCAACCACGGUUCGACAAGGAGCCGUACUGACUUUCCCCAUCUCCAUUUCCAGAAACUCCACCGAGGACCGCUUCACGCUGAGGGCAAAGGUGAAGAAGGGUGUGAACAUCGUGGGCGUGCGAGCCAGCAGCCCUUCCAUCUGGGAUGUCCAGGAGAGCGCAGAGUACACGGGGAGGUACGCACCAGCUGUCAUCAUCUGUCAGAAGAAGUCUGGCGGCUCAGAAAACAGUGUGGACGGCACCUCCUAUGAAAUCAUGCAGAUCGACGUGGAAGUCGAGGAGCCCAGUGACCCGCCCACCACACAGCUGGUCACGUGGCAGGUGGAGUACCCAGGAGAGAUCACUUCGGACCUAGGAGUGUCCAAGAUCUACGUGAGCCAGAAGGACUUGAUUGGAGUUAUCCCACUGGCCAUGGAGGCGGAGAUCCUCAACACAGCCAUCCUCACUGGGAAGACGGUGGCCGUCCCCGUGAAGGUGGUCUCCGUGGAGGAGGACGGCACCGUGACGGGGCUGCUGGAGUCUGUGGAGUGCAGGUCGUCCGAUGAAGACGUGCUCAAGGUCUCCGACAGGUGUGACUACGUCUUCGUCAACGGGAAGGAGAUGAAAGGCAAGGUAAACGCAGUAGUCAGCUUCACCUACCAGCACCUGAGCAGUCCUCUGGAGGUGACCGUGUGGGUGCCCCGGCUCCCUCUGCAGAUCGAGGUCUCAGACACCGAGCUCAACCAGAUCAAGGGCUGGAGAGUCCCCAUCGUCUCCAACAAAAGGCCAGCUCGCGACAGUGAGGAGGAGGAGGACGAGGAGCGGCGGGGCCGCGGCUGCACCCUGCAGUACCAGCACGCCAUGGUGCGCGUCCUGACGCAGUUUGUGGCCGAGGCGGCCAGCCCUGGGGGCCACCUGGCCUACCUGCUGGGCUCAGACUGGCAAGUGGACAUCACGGAGCUCAUAAGCGGCUUCAUGCAGGUGGAGGAGCCCAGGAUCGCCAAGCUGCAGGGAGGGCUGGUCCUGGCCGGGCAGGAGCUGGGGAUGACCACCAUUCAGAUCCUGUCCCCGCUGUCGGAUGCCAUCCUGGCUGAAAAGACCAUCACCGUGCUGGAUGAGAAGGUGACCAUCACAGACCUGGGGGUGCAGCUGGUGACAGGACUGUCACUGUCCCUGCAGCUCAGCCCUGGGAGCAACAGAGCCAUCUUUGCCACCGCGGUGGCUCAGGAACUUUUGCAGAGGCCCAAACAGGAAGCGGCCAUCAGUUGCUGGGUCCAGUUCAGUGAUGGCUCAGUCACACCCUUGGAUAUCUAUGAUGGGAAGGACUUCUCCUUGCUGGCCACGUCCUUGGAUGAAAAGGUGGUCUCCAUCCACCAAGACCCCAGGUUCAAGUGGCCGAUAAUCGCUGCGGAAUCGGAAGGACAAGGAGCGCUGGUCAAGGUGGAGAUGGUCAUUAGUGAGUCAUGCCAGAAAUCCAAGCGAAAGAGUGUGCUCGCUGUGGGAACGGCAAACAUCAAAGUUAAGUUUGGCCAGAACGAUGCUAACCCCAAUGUCAGCGAUGGCCGACCCAUGGGGACAGGGGUCCACCUGGAAAGUGACGUUGGGGAUCGGAGGUCCAAAGCACCCCUGCAGGAAUGGGGGAGCCCUGAAGGCCAGUACCUGGGCAGCUCUUCCAUGGGACUCAUGGAGGGAAGAGGAAGCACCACCGAGAGGUCCACCUUCCAGAAGAAGGAUGGCCAGGGAAGCCCACCAGAUGGUGACAGCCGCCUGCAGACCAUCCCUGUGGAUAUCACCAGUUUCCCAGACGCGGCCGACCUCCCCCGAAGCAAUGUGGAGACGGAGGAGGAUGACCCGGCUCAGGCAUCCAAAGGGCUGAGCGACCUGGAGAUUGGGAUGUACGCCUUGCUGGGCGUCUUCUGCCUGGCCAUCCUGGUCUUCCUCAUCAACUGUGUGGCCUUUGCGCUGAAGUACAGGCACAAACAAGUGCCCUUCGAGGAGCAGGAGGGCAUGAGCCACGCCCACGACUGGGUGGGGCUGAGCAACCGGGCAGAGCUGCUGGAGAACCACAUGAACUUUGCAUCCUCCCAGGAUGAGCAGAUCACUGCCGUGGACCGGGAGCUGGACGUGGAGGAGAGCAAGUACCUCCUGGGCACGCGCUCCCACAAAAGCAUCAAUGGGCAGCUGCUCACACCCACGGGAGUGGUGCUCACGGCCGGGAAAGACCAGAAAAGUGAGCCCCCAACGUCCCCUACCUCGAAAAGGAAAAGAGUGACCUUUACCACCUUCACCGCCCUCUCCCCCGAUGACGGGUGCCCCGCGGGGAGCUCCACCGUGAUGAGCAGGGAGGACGACAUCAAGUGGGUCUGUCAGGACCUGGACCCCGGGGGCUGCAAGGAGCUGCAGGAGUACGUGGAGAGGCUCCAUGAAGACGUGUGA
Messenger RNA from Marmota flaviventris (yellow-bellied marmot), 3297 nucleotides. RefSeq names its product transmembrane protein 132D (gene Tmem132d). The record is from RefSeq and is a predicted model, not a curated record. Lineage: Eukaryota; Metazoa; Chordata; Mammalia; Rodentia; Sciuridae.